UUCCUGGUUCAUUAUGUAAAUAGAUUCCAUAAAACGAGUUUCCAUGUUUCCAACAGUGAACAGAGUGAAUAAAGAGUGACUGUAUAAAGUCUCCUGUCUGAUGAUCUUUGUUUAGCAGAACUGAUUCGUUCAUCAUGUUGCUCUUUGUGCUGCUGGUGAUGAUGAUGGUCAGCUGGACAGAAGCUGGUUAUACUGGCGGUGUGAUUACCCACACCACUAAAGUUGUACAAGGAAACAUUUUUACAUCUGUUCAUCGCUAUAAGUUUGGCUACAGCUCAUGUGGAGAACUUGAGACAUGGUUUUGUUCUGGCUGUACAAAGAAGAUUGAUGAAAGCAGCGGUGAAUGGUGUCUGAGAGAGUACACCGAGUGGUCUGGCAGUAGGAUUUUCUACAAUUACUACCAUGGAGGAUGGGGUCUAACCUGGAUAAAUAACAGAAACGGUGUUUCAUCUGGCCGCAUUGCGAUAUUUGUUGAAGAGAGAAAUCGAUCUGACAUUAACAGACCAAACUCAUCACCACAGACCGACAUCCUUCCUGUUGUGAGAGUUCCCUCAAACUGUCAGAGAAAUAUCAGCUUGUUGACCUUUGACCCUGAUGGAGACCAUGUUCAAUGCAGACAUGGAUCAGGUUACUAUGAAUGCUCCACCUGCACACCUCCGUCUGUCCUCAGUCUCUCAUCAUCUUGUUCUCUUUCAUUCAGUCCAACCAGCAGCAGUGAUGAAGGUUCAUAUGCAGUUCAGCUGGUGAUGGAGGAUUUUCCCAGACAGACAAUCAAUCUGACUCAUGACGAUGGUUCUAUAGUGUCGAUAAGCACCAGCAGUUCGAUGAGCAUAAUCCCUGUCCAGUUUCUUUUUAAAGUGGAUCCUGCAGCUCCGUCCUGCACAGCAGGUGAAUAUCUGCCCAGGUUUCUGCCUCCAACUCCUGAACAUGGAGCUCAGUUCUUCAUAGACAUCAAUGAGAUGAUAGAAAUCAACAUCAGAGCAGAGGCGACUCAGUCUGUGAUCACUGAGCUCCUGUUCAGCGGACCGUUCAACAUGGUCAAGAAUUCAUCUGGAUCAGGAAAUUUCACCCUGAGAUGGACGCCGUCUGUCAGUCAACAUGAUGAUAAAGAAAGCCAUCCCAUCUGUUUUGCUGUCCAGGCAACUGCAAACAGUUCUAUCUACCAGUCUGAGCUUCGAUGUGUCAUUGUGACGGUUUCAAACACUGUGACUUCAACUACUGUUGCUCUCCCUUUGACAACUACAAGUCCUCCUCCUAAAACAUCUCGUCUUACGGUUCUGAAGAUGAAGAUCUCCACUACGCUGUCACUGAAAGAGAAUAAAGAUGAAAUUGAGAAAGCGAUUAAAGAUGAACUGAUCAGACGAGGGCUGCCUCCAGACAUCAAGGUCCGCCUGCUGAGCGACGGUUCAGUGCAGGUUAAAGAAACAGCUGCCCCCUAGUGGCUAAAAAUGAGAAUGACUCUGAUCCCAGCAGAGGAAUAUUACUGGGUUUAUCUGUUUUUACUUCUUGUACUUUUUAAUAAAUCUGGGGACUUAUGUAUAUUUUAAUUAGUGUGGGAAUACAAGUUUAAUCUGAGUGAUUUUUUAAGUGAUGUUAAACAGAAUUUAGUCUUUCAUUUAUGGGUUAAUCAGUUGUAGUUAAUUUAGUAGGGUUUUCAUCCAUUUAUUUUUAAAUUUGUCUUGAUCUUAAACUGAUUAUGUUAUUCAAUUUCUUUUAUGAACAUUAUAUGGUAUGGGUAUGAAUUGUUUGUAAUCAAUCUUCUGUUUAACUCUGACAUGUGGGAUCAUCAAGGGGUCAUCAAGGGGUCAAGAAGAGCACUGUGGUCUCAGAAACCAGUCUGAGGUUGAUUAGGUUGGUAGGGAGGACAACUUAGUGGAUCGCUCCAGUUUACUGAUAAACUCAGUCCCACGUCCUUGAUAAGAAUAUUUUGUUCAAAAUAACACCUGGAUUAUCUCUGGGUAGAAAAUCAUCCUGAAGGAGAACGUCCAUCUCCUGACUGCCAACGUCAGGAAGGCCCAGGUAGAAAACCCACCUGGACAGCCAGGUAUAAAUGUAUGUGAGCUACAACAGUCAGUCAGAUCACCGGCUGAGACACGGUGCUCUCUGAAGACGCUUCUCUAUUUCUUUAUAUAGGUGAUUAAUGUUUCCUUUUGUUAAUCAAUGAUCAUGUUGGUGUGAUUUCAUGGUUUUGAUUGAUUGAAUAAAAUAUUGAU
Molecule: messenger RNA, 2213 nt
Organism: Gambusia affinis (western mosquitofish)
Lineage: Eukaryota; Metazoa; Chordata; Actinopteri; Cyprinodontiformes; Poeciliidae
Exons: 11
Coding region: 135-1439 (434 amino acids)
Source: RefSeq, a predicted model, not a curated record